CGGCGAGAUGCGGCCAGUCGCGCGGGAAACUUCGCGGCGGACAGUCAUGUUAUAAGCUGUAUUGAAUUAAAUUGUUUACGUCGAUAUUUACGACAAUCGUCUCGAGAACGAACGCGUUGCGUGAAGUGAUAUUCAUGUGCAGACAAUAGCUAAUAAUGUCCGGUUAAUAUUUUUGUUUGUCCGUGAUAAAUCAAGUCUGCCCAAAUGAAGAUGACUGUGAAUCGUAUAAGGGUGGUGGUGCUUGGGAGCCCGAGGAGUGGAAAAUCUGCGGUGGUCGUACGAUAUCUCACCAAGCGGUACAUCGGGGAGUAUAGUUCGACUGGAGAUUUCCUUUAUCAGCACAGAGUAGCGUUCGACGGAGCCGUUUCAGAGGUUGAAAUAUUAGAUACAUCUAAUUGCGCGAUACGUGGUUGUUUGGCGGAGCACGUGCGAUGGGGCGACGCGUUUGCCGUGGUGUAUUCGGUGUGUGAACGUCGUUCGUUUUUGGCGGCUGCGGAACUGUUAUCGCUUCUGGAACGGACUCGGCUCCCGGGAUGUGCCGCUAUCACUCUCUUGGGGAACAAACGAGACCUCGAACACGCGAGGGAGGUCCACGCAGAGGAGGGCCAAGAGCUGUCACUGCGGUUCGGGUGCCAGUUCUACGAAGUGUCCGCGGCGGAGUCAUGCGCGGGCGCAGCGCUUGCGUUCCACGCGCUGCUGCGGGAGGCGCGCGCGCUCGCUCUUUUGUUGCCUACGCCAAGGCGCAAGCUUGCCGCUUAUUCUGUCUCUAAGGUAUAUUUUGUAAUCGGUACGAUAUUCGGAAAGAACAGCAAAAGUGUGCGGAAAAAACGGCCGUCCCUUAGCAUUUAAGUAUUUGUAAUUUAUUAUAGAUUUAGUUAUACAUCCACCAGACUGCUUUGUACAUAAUAUUAUUAAUAAUUAGUAUAAGACAAAUCUCUAUCUUCGAAGAUAGAUUUAAGCGUUUUUUGUUUAUUGUACAGAAACACGAAAUUAUAAACGAUAAAUGUGGAAAUGAUAUUUGCUGCCAUAAAUUGUUUGUAAAUAAGGAAAAUAUUUUAUUAUAUUUUUAUCUUUUUAUGUAAACCUCGCAUUAGGCUUACGGCGAAUGGCGCCUAUCGAUAAAUAUUGUAAAUAAAAAUUAAAUAAUCAUAUAUUGUAUAGGAUUCAUAAACUUAUCAAAGUGAGGUUUGUAGCUUUUAAAGUAUAAUAAAGUUUUAUACUUCAAUAUAAA
Manduca sexta (tobacco hornworm) is the source of this 1231-nucleotide messenger RNA. Its product is annotated as ras-related and estrogen-regulated growth inhibitor-like protein. The transcript is spliced from 6 exons. The coding region runs from base 205 to 849 and encodes 214 amino acids. The record is from RefSeq and is a predicted model, not a curated record. Lineage: Eukaryota; Metazoa; Arthropoda; Insecta; Lepidoptera; Sphingidae. Gene Ontology annotation, molecular function: GTPase activity; GTP binding.